AUGCAUAAUGAUAAAGAAAUUACCGAAAUUCUCGUUUCGCAUGGUGCGAAUAUGAAUGAAAAAACUUAUAGUUUUGGAGAAACCGCACUUCAUAUUGCAGCAAUGCAUAAUUAUAAAGAAAUUGUCGAAAUUCUCAUUUCACAUGGUGCGAAUAUCAAUGAAAAAACUGAUUCUGGAAAAACAACACUUCAUAUUGCAGCACGGUACGAUAGUAAAGAAAUUGCCGAAAUUCUCAUUUCACAUGGUGCGAAUAUGAAUGAAAAAGAUAAAAGUGGAGAAACCGCACUUCAUAUUGCAGCAUUGUAUAAUUAUAAAGAAAUUACCGAAAUUUUCGUUUCACAUGGUGCGAAUAUGAAUGAAAAAACUGAUUAUGGAUUAACAGCACUUCAUAUUGCAGCAUUGUAUAAUUAUAAAGAAAUUGCCGAAAUUCUCAUUUCACAUGGUGCGAAUAUCAAUGAAAAAACUGAUGAUGGAUUAACAACACUUCAUAUUGCAGCAUUGCAUAAUUAUAAAGAAAUUGCCGAAAUUCUCAUUUCACAUGGUGCGAAUAUCAAUGAAAAAAAUGAUGAUGGAGAAACAGCACUUCAUAUUGCAGCACGGUACGAUAGUAAAGAAAUUGCCGAAAUUCUCAUUUCGCAUAGUGCUAAUAUGAAUGAAAAAAAUAAAAAUUGA
Trichomonas vaginalis G3 is the source of this 672-nucleotide messenger RNA. RefSeq names its product cyclin-dependent kinase inhibitor 2C-related family. The record is from RefSeq and is a predicted model, not a curated record. Gene Ontology annotation, cellular component: cytoplasm; nucleus. Gene Ontology annotation, molecular function: protein binding. Bases 1 to 672 code for a protein of 223 amino acids. Lineage: Eukaryota; Parabasalia; Trichomonadida; Trichomonadidae. The transcript has a single exon.